Molecule: messenger RNA, 2126 nt
Organism: Punica granatum (pomegranate)
Lineage: Eukaryota; Viridiplantae; Streptophyta; Magnoliopsida; Myrtales; Lythraceae
Source: RefSeq, a predicted model, not a curated record
AAAAAGAAAUCCCAGAACGGAAUGUGGAAUAGGAGUCCCAUUGCUUUCCUCCUCGUUUCUAUUCAUCAAACAACGGAAUACAUAUUCCCUGUUGAAUUGAUUCAAGCGUUCAGUGACUGUUAUGUUUAGAACGAAUAGUCCCUAUCGCCGCCCUUCUACGCGUCUGGACCAAUGAAAUACUCCUCCCUCCAGCAACCAGACGGCGGCGCCGCCUCUCCACCACCGCCACGAGGCAGUCUACUCUUUCCCUCUCCACGGAAACCUCAAAAUCCGGCAAAACUCCAAUAGUACGCCCCAUACCCCACGAUAGCGGACGCCUAACCCAUCCGUCGGGACAUCUAUGUGCAGGACGAAAAUGGCGGUGGACGCCAUGGAACCGAAGCCCUCGAGAACCGCGAGACCGUCAUCCUCGAGAAAUUCGAAAUCUUCGUCCGUGCGAAGCAAUUUCACGAGCAUCAACUUCGCCGGUUACAAUUCCAGUCAGAACAAUUACUCCUCAAACUCUUCCCUCUCAACGCAGCCCUCUCUCUCCCGCCUCAAAGACCAGCUCCUGCCGGAAAACCCCAACAUCUACCACUUCUCCGAGAUCCGCGCCGCCACCGACGGCCUCUCCGCCCGACGGUUCUCCUCCUCCAGCUCAUCCUCCUCGUGGCGCUGCACGCUGCGCGGCCGAGACGUUGUCGUCUUCCAGAGGAAGCUCAAGCGCGAGAUGGACACUCCACAGCUCAGCGAACGCCUCUCUCUGAUCUGUAAGAUUCACCAUGCGAGCAUAAUCAAGCUCCUCGGUGCUUCCAUUUCGGGGAGCUGUAUUUAUCUCGUGUACGAGUACGUUAAAGGUGCGAGCCUCGGCGAGUGCCUGAGGACCAGCGUAAACCCCAGUUUCACCGUGCUGUCUAAUUGGCUCUCUAGGAUGAAGAUCGCCUCCGAUAUAGCUAACGGACUCGAUUACAUCCACAACUGCACGGGGAGAAACUCGGGUUUCGUCCAUAAUCACAUAAAGAGCUCCAGCAUCGUGAUCAUGGAGGAUUCCUUGAAUGCUCAAAUCUGCCACUUUGGGACAGCUGAAUUGUGUGGGGAGGCAGUGGAAGAGGAGAACCUUGAGUCGAAGGAUUCUGGAGAUGAUAGGAAGUUCCGAAGAACAGGUAGCAAGGCAAUGAAGUUAGAGGGGACUCGAGGUUACAUGUCACCUGAGUUUGUGUCGACUGGUGUUGCUACUCGGCGGUCUGAUGUGUAUGCAUUCGGGGUUGUGAUCUUGGAGCUGCUGAGCGGAGAGGAGGCGCUGAAGUAUGUGUUUGAUGAUGGGCGUCAGAAGAGAGUGAGUGUCAUAGAGAGAGCGAGAGAAGCGGUUAAUGGAGGUGAUGUGAGGAGGUGGAUUGAUAAGAGGUUGAAGGAUUCGUACCCUGUGGAUGUUGCUGAGAAGAUGGUGAAUUUGGCGCUCGACUGCGUGGAGGAUGAUCCUCGUAGAAGGCCGGACAUGGAAAGGGCUGCUCUUUUGAUCCGGAAGUCGUUUAUGGAUUCUGAGGUGUGGGUGAAGAGUUUUGCAAUGCCCGUGGGUAUUUCCAUCUCAAUGGGACCUCGGUGAAUCGACUCUGAGAUCUUUUGAUAUUAUCUGGCCCAUGACUGACUGAGAGCGCUAAAGCACGAGUCUGGAAUUGCCAAUCAUUUCAAUGGCACCUCGACAAGGUCUUAUUUGAGAUCCUAUCUAACGGAUUACUGACAGUGAUAUCUCCGGGACUGAAAGCUCCAAGGCGUGAAGGAAUUCAGUAGAUAUAUGAAGUACAGGUAAAGAAGUCCGAUAUUUGAUCAUGUAAGCUUGUUUGAGACUUUGAACAUGUAGACAUUCAGGCUUGUGCAGCAUUUACUCUGAGAAUGCAGUUCUUCUAACCAAAAAGGCGACGUGACUGACGAAAAUGGUAUAUAGUUGCCAUGGAGGUUAUGUGCAUUUUUUUUCUGCUACCCGGAGUGGUUUGGUCGUAGACAACGUUGUUGAAUUUUAAGCUUAUUCGUGAUAGAAACAUUCGGACAAAUGCUGGCUUUUGUAUAUUUCAGCACUGUAAAGAUAGAUAUAUAUAUAUUUGAAAGGGCCUUAUCACACUUUGUUUAAUUGUGAUUAAAAGUUGCUCGGA